Messenger RNA from Coffea arabica (coffee), 666 nucleotides. Its product is annotated as transcription factor CPC-like. NCBI's taxonomy places the organism in Eukaryota, Viridiplantae, Streptophyta, Magnoliopsida, Gentianales, Rubiaceae. Gene Ontology annotation, biological process: cell differentiation; regulation of DNA-templated transcription. Gene Ontology annotation, molecular function: transcription cis-regulatory region binding. The record is from RefSeq and is a predicted model, not a curated record. Gene Ontology annotation, cellular component: nucleus.
CUUCAUCAGCUACCAAUCACCACCUCGGAGUUGAAUUCAUCCACAGCUGUGGCAGUAAAAUACAUUCCCCAUCUAUCCUCGUACCCUUGACUCCACAUUCCCCAAUUUGUUUUAAUUGCUUUUCCAACAGGUACAAUUCAGUUCUUCGCUUAUUUGGCUGGUGGUAACAAUCAAAUGGCUGAAGCUGAACACUCUUCCGAUGAAACUUGUACUCAUAACUUACCAGAGAAAAAGAGCGGAGACUCCAAGGUUGAAUUCUCUGAGGAAGAAGAAGACUUGAUAAUUAGGAUGUUCAACUUGGUUGGCGAGAGGUGGUCUCUAAUAGCAGGGAGGAUACCUGGAAGAUCAGCAGAAGAAAUUGAGAAAUACUGGAAUUCUCGACAUCCAACUAGUCAAUGUAGUCGCAAUAAUUAGUGUAGCAGUUAAUGCUUGCUUCUAAUAAAAUUUUAAGGCAAUUAAGAUUUCGUGAAAAUGGAUACCGUAAGCUUUAUGGUGACAUGCUGCAAAAACCUUUGAUGCCGGUUUGCAAAGCACAGUCACUUGCUUUGCUCACCUCAGAAUAUUAGGCUUGGAAUAUGUAUGUAUUAACUGGGCGUCCCCUCGUGGGGGAUACAGAUCUGUAAUAAUCCGAAUCAGCAAGAGAGUUUCUCAUUGUCAAUGUCUUGA